AUGGCUGUGGCGGCGAGGAGCCUGGCGCGGGUUGGCCGGGCCUGGCCGCUGCGGCGCUGGUACCGCACGGAGCGGGGAGUGUACGGCUACAAGCCCCGCAAGGCGGAGAGCGCGGUCGCCCCGGAGCCAAGCGGGGUCUGCGUGGGCGGCAGAGCAGCUGAUCAUGGCCUUGCUCGUUUAGUAACUGCAUACUGUGAACAUGGCCACAAAGCUGCCAAAAUUAACCCUUUGUUUGCUGGCCAAGCUGUGAUGGACAUGGUACCUGAAAUUCGAGUGCUGACAGAAGUGCUUCAGGGACCUUUCAAUACCACAGGGCUCCUGAACAUGGGAAAGGAAGAGGCUUCCUUAGAGGAUGUGUUGACUUAUCUUGACCUCAUAUAUUGUGGACAUAUUUCUAUAGAAACAAGUCAGCUGUCAAGCUUGGAGGAGAGAGAAUGGUUUGCUAAAAGGUUUGAGCAAUUAAAACAGGAGGCAUUUACAACAGAAGAGAGAAAGCAUUUGUCUAAAGUGAUGUUAGAAUCUCAGGAGUUUGACCGCUUCUUGGCCAACAAAUUUGCAACAGUGAAACGAUACAGUGGUGAAGGAGCAGAGAGCAUGAUGGGGUUUUUUCAUGAGUUGCUAAAGAUGUGUGUGUAUACUGGGGUGACAGACAUCAUUCUUGGAAUGCCUCAUCGAGGAAGGCUUAAUCUCCUCACUGGGCUGCUUCAGUUUCCACCUGAGCUGAUGUUCCGUAAAAUGCGUGGCUUAAGUGAGUUUCCAGAGAAUUCGCCAGCUAUUGGGGAUGUCCUGUCCCACCUGACGUCCUCUGUAGAUCUAGACUUUGGUUCACACCGACCUCUGCAUGUCACCAUGUUGCCUAAUCCAUCACAUCUAGAAGCAAUUAAUCCGGUGGCUGUUGGCAAGACACGCGGAAGACAACAGUCUCUUCUUGAUGGAGAUUACUCGCUAGACAGUGCCGCACAACCUGGAGACAAAGUCAUCUGCCUACAGGUUCAUGGUGAUGCUGCUUUCUCUGGUCAAGGGAUUGUUCCUGAAACGUUGACACUCUCUAAUCUCCCACAUUUCAGAGUUGGUGGAAGCAUCCAUUUGAUUGUUAAUAAUCAGCUGGGUUACACCACUCCUCCAGAGCGAGGAAGAUCGUCGCUAUACUGUAGCGAUAUUGGUAAGAUAAUUGGGUGUGCAGUUAUCCAUGUAAAUGGUGACGAUGCUGAAGAAGUCAUCAGAGCGACGCGAUUAGCUGUUGAAUACCAGCGCUGCUUCCGCAGGGAUGUGAUAGUAGACUUGCUGUGCUACAGACAGUGGGGCCACAAUGAACUCGAUGAGCCAUUCUUCACCAACCCCAGCAUGUAUAAAAUCAUCAGAUCCCGUAAGAGUAUCCCAGACAUGUAUGCAGAGCGUCUAAUAGCCAGUGGGCUCAUGACUGAGGAUGAGGUAUUGGAGAUAAAGACUUCAUAUUACUCCAAGCUGAAUGAUCAUCUAGCCAACAUGAUGAUGUAUAGCCCCCCUUCGACCAACCUGCAAGCUCACUGGAGUGGCAUGGUGGAACCCUCUGCUAGGAUCACCAUUUGGGACACAGGCCUGCCUCUUCCACUCCUGCAAUUCAUCGGCAUCAAGUCUGUGGAGGUGCCUGAAGAGCUCCAGAUGCACAGUCAUCUUUUGAGGACGCAUGUACAGGCAAGAAUACAGAAAGUGAAGGAAGGCACGAAGUUGGACUGGGCUACAGCUGAAACGUUAGCUUUUGGUUCACUACUCAGCCAAGGGUUUAAUAUCCGACUAAGUGGUCAGGAUGUUGGCAGAGGAACCUUCAGCCAACGACACGCAAUGUUGGUUUGCCAAGAGACAGAUGAAACCUAUGUCCCGCUGAAUCAUCUGUCUCCGGAUCAGAAAGGCUUUCUAGAGGUGAGCAAUAGCCCCCUGUCUGAAGAAGCUGUGCUUGGUUUUGAGUAUGGAAUGAGUAUUGAAAGCCCCAAGUUACUGCCAAUUUGGGAGGCCCAGUUUGGUGAUUUCUUUAAUGGAGCCCAGAUAAUAUUUGACACUUUCAUCUCUGGAGGUGAAGCUAAGUGGCUCCUGCAGAGCGGGAUAGUCAUUCUUCUUCCCCACGGCUAUGAUGGUGCAGGCCCUGAACACUCUUCCUGCCGAAUGGAACGUUUCUUACAGAUGUGUGACAGUGCAGAAGAGGGAGUUGAUGGUGACAACGUGAACAUGUCAGUUGUGCAUCCAACCACCCCAGCACAAUAUUUCCAUUUGCUCCGUAGGCAGAUGAUCCGAAACUUCCGGAAACCUUUAAUUGUUGCUUCUCCCAAAAUGCUACUCAGAUUUCCAGGGGCAGUGUCAAAUUUUCAAGAAAUGGCUCCAGGGACAACAUUCAAGCCUGUAAUUGGUGAUUUGUCAGUGGAUCCUAACAGCAUCAGCCGAGUGGUGCUAUGUUCUGGCAAGCAUUACUAUGCUUUGGUGAAACAGAGAGAGGCACUAGGAGAGAAGCAGCACAGUACUGCUAUCGUCAGACUAGAAGAACUGUGUCCUUUUCCCCUGGAAGCUCUACAGCAAGAGAUGAACAAGUACAAAAAUGCCAAAGAUUUUAUUUGGAGUCAGGAGGAGCCACAGAACAUGGGUCCCUGGGCCUUCGUGUCACCAAGGUUUGAGAAGCAGUUGGCAUGUAAGCUCCAUCUUGUGAGUAGACCUCCUUUACCAGCCCCAGCAGUAGGCAUUGGAACACUACACCAGCAGCAACAGGAAGACCUCCUUGCCAAAACUUUUGUGUAAGGCCUCUCUACUUAGAAACCAGUUUCUUAUAAUAUUUGUAAACUCCUUACAAGGAAAACCCCUUGGCCUUUUCAUCCUAAAAAGGAAGAACAAAUCAGGAACUGUUCUGGAAAAGAGCAGACAGUUCUUUAAAUGUACGGAUGCAACAAAACCCAUAAUGACCUCAGCCUGUGUGUAUUACGCAGAGGAUAAUUCUCACUAUCCUUUUUGUAUUUUUUUAUUAUUAUUAUAUAAAAACAACAGAUCUGCAGUGAGAUGAGUCAGUUAACUAGGAAAUCAAAUGUUUCAUUUAUAAAGCAUUAUCCCACAUAGCAGUACAAAUCCAUAGUUCUUUGAUAUUCAUUUGUGGGAAGUUUUCCCUUGACUUUAAAUUUAGAUUUUUAAACCUCAGUGGAUGUUUAAAAAUUGAAUAAUGCCUUCAAAUAUGGCAUUUCUAUAACAAUAAAGUGUUUUUCAUUGGCCUUUGAGAACCAGGUUUGAUGGGUCUCAGUCCCUUUUUCUCUGAGUGGGCAGAGGUGGGGGAAAAUACCACCACACUUGGGUUCCCUGAUUGACAAUUUCAGCUGAGAAUUGAAUGAGCCAUGGACACAACUAUCUUCUCACCCCUGAGCAGUGCCUCUCCUUCUGGGUUGAAGCACAAUGGCUGGGCAGUGUAUGGGAAAAUGACAGUGCUGGCUGCCUAUGUUGUGUUUAUUCUGAGGAUAAACAGAGAGCUCUAGCCUCCAGGACUGUGAAACCAGCACCUUUCUUCAACAAAAAAUUCACUCACCCAUUUUUAAAGAAUUAACCAUUGCUUUCUGAGAUGUGAUGUAUCAAAAUGGCUGUUUACCUUGUUCAUUUCUGUUGCUCAUAUCCCAACACUCUUGAAUAUGAAACAUCAGACAUUUAGUGCAUGUAUUACUGUAAUACAAUACUAAUUUUUCAUCCAAUAUUUCCAUUUCCAAACCCUUUCUGUGCUGAAUUCUGUAACUAUUGCAAUCUGAGAACACAUCUCUAACAUGCAGCUGUCUGUUCUUAGUGGAUGAGAAAUGUUGCUGCAGUUCAUUAGUUUAACUCUUGUCUUAGCUUUUGAAAAAGAUUUGAAUGGCAGAAAUACAUGCAGCGUAAUACAA
Chelonoidis abingdonii (Abingdon island giant tortoise) is the source of this 3875-nucleotide messenger RNA. It is a transcript of the gene DHTKD1, whose product is annotated as dehydrogenase E1 and transketolase domain containing 1. The record is from RefSeq and is a predicted model, not a curated record. Lineage: Eukaryota; Metazoa; Chordata; Testudines; Testudinidae. Gene Ontology annotation, molecular function: oxidoreductase activity, acting on the aldehyde or oxo group of donors, disulfide as acceptor; thiamine pyrophosphate binding.